CGAGCUGCGCUUAAAGGGCCCGCAGCGCGCACUCCGCGGUCCGAGGCGCGGGGUCGGGGUCGGGCGGCCGCCGGCCGGGGGCUGCCCGGGGCGGCUCCGCACGGUGGCGGCGGGGCCGGGGGGCGGCGGCGGCAUGGAGCAGGCAGCGCCCAAGAGCAAACUGAAAAAGCUCAGUGAAGAUAGUUUAACUAAGCAGCCUGAAGAAGUCUUUGAUGUUUUGGAGAAACUUGGUGAAGGGUCUUAUGGUAGCGUGUUUAAAGCAAUACACAAAGAGUCUGGACAAGUUGUAGCAAUUAAGCAGGUCCCUGUGGAGUCAGAUCUUCAAGAAAUAAUUAAAGAAAUCUCUAUAAUGCAACAAUGUGACAGUCCCUAUGUUGUCAAGUACUAUGGCAGCUAUUUUAAGAACACUGAUCUGUGGAUUGUUAUGGAAUACUGUGGAGCUGGCUCUGUUUCGGACAUAAUUAGACUUCGUAACAAAACGCUAACAGAAGAUGAAAUUGCAACUAUUCUGAAAUCUACUCUUAAAGGACUUGAAUAUUUGCACUUUAUGAGAAAAAUACAUAGAGAUAUCAAGGCUGGAAACAUCCUUCUUAACACUGAGGGGCAUGCAAAAUUAGCUGACUUUGGUGUAGCUGGCCAGUUAACAGAUACAAUGGCAAAACGUAAUACUGUUAUAGGAACUCCGUUUUGGAUGGCUCCAGAAGUAAUACAGGAGAUUGGCUAUAACUGUGUGGCAGACAUCUGGUCCCUUGGUAUCACUUCAAUAGAAAUGGCUGAAGGAAAGCCUCCAUAUGCUGAUAUUCAUCCAAUGAGGGCUAUUUUUAUGAUUCCUACAAAUCCUCCUCCAACCUUUCGGAAGCCAGAGCUCUGGUCUGAUGAAUUCACAGAUUUUGUGAAGAAAUGUUUAGUGAAAAAUCCCGAACAAAGAGCUACAGCAACACAGCUGCUACAGCACACGUUUAUAAAGAAUGCAAAGCCUGUUUCAAUUUUAAGGGACCUGAUCACUGAAGCUAUGGAGAUAAAGGCAAAGCGACAUGAGGAACAGCAGAGGGAACUAGAAGAGGAGGAAGAAAACUCGGAUGAAGAUGAGCUGGACUCGCACACCAUGGUGAAGACCAGUUCAGAGAGUGCUGGUACCAUGAGGGCUACAAGCACGAUGAGUGAAGGUGCUCAGACGAUGAUUGAACACAACAGUACCAUGUUAGAGUCAGACUUGGGGACCAUGGUAAUAAAUAGCGAUGAUGAUGAAGAGGAAGAUGGGACCAUGAAAAGAAAUGCUACUUCACCGCAAGUUCAAAGACCUUCUUUCAUGGACUACUUUGAUAAACAAGAUUCCAAGAAUAAAAGCCCUGAAAAUUGUAAUCAGAACAUGCACGAACCUUAUCACAUAUCCAAAAAUGUUUUCCCUGAUAACUGGAAAGUCCCUCAAGAUGGAGACUUUGAUUUUUUAAAGAAUCUAAGUUUAGAAGAGUUACAGAUGAGAUUAAAGGCUUUGGACCCUAUGAUGGAACGAGAAAUUGAAGAGCUUCGUCAGAGGUACACUGCAAAAAGGCAACCUAUCCUAGAUGCAAUGGAUGCCAAGAAGCGGAGACAACAAAAUUUCUGAGUUUGUUUUACUUUCAGAGAUAAUGCUACGAGUCAAUGUGGACACUGGUAACUUUAUAAGUCUGAAGGAGUUUUAAAAAUCCAAUCUUUUCAAUUUUCCUUCACAACCGAUGACAAUUGGAGCAGUGAAAGAACACAUGGUGUUCUCCAAAGGCAGUGAAACACAUGACCGCUCGCUGUUAUUUUCAAAUGUUUAAUGUAAUAGAAGUUUAAUCUGUUACUUCCCAAUCUUUCUUUUUCAGGUGUAUUGUGGUAACUUUGUGUUGUACAUUAGGAGUUGUGUUUUGGAGCACCUGGAACUAUUUCUUGAUUGUGCAACACUACAGAGCCUUAUGUUGCAAUAUAUUUUCCUCCCACUUAGUAGCAUAUUUAUUAUGUAAUCUUUGGUUAUCCUAUUUAUUUUAUGCCUGUUUUCUUUUUAUUAGGAAAUGUUAGGAUAAUAUUGUGGAGAGCAGAGCCAGAUAAGAUAAAAUUAGUAUUGUAGUAUAAUGAAAAGAAGCUCACCACUAUAUUGUCUUUUAAAACUCCGAUUUCAGCAAUUGUCCCAAUUCAGGACAGCGCUUGAACAUGUCCAUUCCUAUCAGUACAACUUUAAGCGUAAUCUAAAUAAUAAGCACAUGUUCUCUGUUCUGAAUCAGGGAUUGUAGCUGUAGUUGAGCAAUACAAUUGCUACACUCGAGACCAUUCUUUUAAAUAAUAUUUCUAUCAUUUUUAUGCACACCGAAUGAUCUCUCACUAAACAAGAAAACAAGUGCCUAAUUGGUUUUGAUUUUUCUAUUGUUCAGGAGAAGCAAUGCUUGCAGUCACUCCUGCAGUGUAAAUUUUCAAUUGCUAUCGCAAUUCUGACCAGUAUAAACCCCUGUUUUGCACCGUAGUUUUAUAAUGAAGUAACAGCUACACUUUCUGGAUAUGUGGGAUUAUUUUUUUUUUGGUUCAUUUAAUUUUAUAGCACUAUUUUGAGGGGAGAGGGGAGUUAUUAGUGGUUUGGGUUUGGUUUGGUUUCACAUUAUAGACAUUAAGGGAUAGUAAUUUAAAAGCCAAAGAAAAUCAAUUGAAUACUUACACAUAGUAAGUACUGAAAAGAAGCAAUGUUUUGCAGUCCUCUGAGGGUUCUGUCCUGCAGUCACUGAACAUUCAAAAUUCCUGUAGUCUUCUGUGGUAGAUUUUGGGGAAUCGGAAAUGCAGGACCAAGCUCUUAAUACCUUUUUACAACUUCUUCUGUCUGAUUUAUAUUGUGUGAUAUCUAGUAGGUAGAAUUUACAGCAUUGCAAGAACUAUUUCAGACUUAGCCGAAAAUGUGAUCCACUUUCUGAACAAUCUACUGUGUUCUCUAUUGCAAUCUUUACGAUUGUUGCCUUUUGUGUAAUUAACUUUACUGUGAUAGUCAUACUUUUUUUAACAGUACAGCUGAAAAGACCUUUACUUUCAACCUCCAGCUGUUAAGCUUUUAAUGGUGACUACUGUACGGGCAUCUUCUGUUGAAUGUUUUCUGGAAGUUAGUAAUCAUCUCAUACCUCUUAACAUUUACUGUCAUCAUACGUGGACCAUUUAGACAGAACAGUGCAGAUUUUGGAAAUGGUGCAUUAGAUCACAAAGCUUAUGCAAAAGGAAAACAAUAGAUACUACAAGAUCAGCAUAUUACAGCCAUGCUGGGACCAGUAUUUGGUUUGAGCUGUAUCACAGCCAUUGUUGUCACUGUCAUUCUGUGUGUGUGUUUGCGUGCAUGCCACGCUCUAAUUUGUAAACCCUAGAGUCAAAUAAAUUUUAAUUGUGAUUGUUAGAACAUCCUUACCCUCAACUCUUUUUAUGUUUCUUGAAAUAAAGACCACCCCUUAUGAAGAAGCAAGAGCACAGAAGAUCCAUAAAAAAUUACUUUAGGCAAGAUAAAUGCACCUUGUAUUCUUAUGCCUCACAUUUAUACAAUGAAAUGAUAUAAAGUAAAAAAAAUAGCAUAAUCAUAUCAUCGUAUCAUUAGAUUAUAAUCAUAAUGCAGGAAAAAUAACAGUGGCAACCCCCUCAUUUGUGUGGUUCUUAUUUAUUUAAAACUCAUUAAUUCUUCAACUUUCUGGUGUGUGUGUGUAUACAUAUAUACAUACAGACACGCACCCAUAUAUAAGCAGAAAUCUAGAACAGGAAGAUUUAAACUAUCAGGAGAGGAACCUAACUUGCCUUUUGUUGGUGUGCCUUUUAAGCGAAGUGUCAUUGUCCAGACACUCUUGCUCGCAUCAUUAGCGGCUUUCUUUCCCCUUAUUCUCUGAAACUUUUCCCAGCAAGAAAGGGCUUUGAUUUGAAUAAUGUCUUUACAGUGUAAUGUAUAAUGUAAUAUAAUGAUCACAAUUUUCAUAUUUUAUGUAUUCUGAAAGCUUUUUAAUGCAGUGAAAGCUUUUUAAUGCAGUGCGCUAAAUAUGAAUUAACUGUCCAGCAGGACUCCAAUAAAAGGCCAUUUUAGACUAGAAGUGUUGCAGUCUGACAUCUGAAAGGUAUCAGAAGAUAAAGGACAUCCUCUCUUCACUCCUGAUCUGUCUGCAUAGAAACAAUUCGUGUAAACUUUGUGCACUAGCAUACCUACAUGCAGGAGAAAAAUCUGAAAGCCAUGAAAUAAAUAAAAUGCAAAAGAAAGAAACAAGCCACUUAAAGGUUAAAAAAAAAAAAAAGCUUCUGAGACACUGUAACCUGGGUAGAUACAGGAAGCUUGUGACCAAAGAACACUUCCACCAAUGAAUAUGAAAUUAUUCAUGUUGCCCUUCUGGGAUGUGCACACUGCAAUCAGUGUCAAAGCUGUCUUUGGCUUCAGAGGCCAGAAUAUCAGGCUCUGAAUGAUGAUAUCAGGCUCUGAAUGAUGUGCAAGCAUAAUAUAUAGAAAUAGGUUUCAUAUUGAGAGAUGGACACAACUUAUUUUUUCUUUCCUCUGUUCAUACAAAUGAAUCAAAUCAUCCAUGUUGAUAGCUACACAUCUCUACUGGAGGGUGAGCGUCUCUGUAGAGGAAAGCAGAUAGCACAAUAAACAGGACAUUUUAAAAGCAAGACUUGGAGGAAAUCUGGUAGAACUACUGACAAGUUAACCUUCAGUGAGAUUUUAAUUGAGCGAUUUCUUGUUUGUUUCUGACUUUGUUUAAGUUUAGGAAGGAAAAACAAAGAAAAAAAAAAGAAUUACUUAUUACUAAACAUUUGUAAUAAAAGCUAAUUUUUCAUGUAUAAUGUUGUCUUGUUGUUCAUUCUAACUGAAGGUAAUGUUAGUGGUAACUGUUAAUGUUCGUUUACACAGCCAUCUCUCAUGUUUUUGUUUCCUUUCUAUAUUAUUCACAGUGUACUUCUGUUAUACUCACAGAAAACCACAUCUUUCAAAGUCAGCUCUGGAAGGGAUUUUUCCAGCUCCAGACAUUGCUGCAAAGUCUAGGAGCCUGAGGAUCUCAGUGGAAGAGCAUUAGGCCAAUCUAAGGAAAGAAAUCCUCAAUUGUUUGUGGAGGUGUCUCUCUACAGUCUCCACUUCCUAAUGGCCUAAUCCUGAGAGACCCCAGUAGGUUGGAGGUAUUCGUAGACAUCCUUUACUUAGAGGUUUGAUUUUCUAGGGUAAUGAGAAUAAUAGCUGAUGAAUAGUCUUAACUGGGGAAAGCUACAACAUUCAAUAACUCAAUUUUGAUUCCAUACCCUAUGUCUCUUCUGAUUUUUUUCUUUAAUUAUUCUUCUCUGAGAAUUUGCCCAAAAAGAUGCUUUAGUAUAAGGGACUCAUGAAUAAAACUCCUUAGACAGUCACACUAUCUUUGAAGUGACAAAAUUCUACUGCUAAUCUUAAUUAAUCUGACAGUUAUUGGAUAUUAUAAUUAUUUACUGUUUAUCCACAGUAAAUAAUAGCUUGCCUGUAUUUGCCCAGGUAUAUUCAGAGGGGAGGGAGUGUACAGUGGCUCAGGCUGUGUCCAUCUGCACAGUGUUGAACUUCCAAAUACAGGAGUGGCUGAUGAUAAAUGAAUCAAUGCACAAGUCCAUGAGAUAGCAUUAGUCACUAUUAACAGGCAUUGGUGCUUCUAAGUGGAAUGUAUUCUGUACAAAUUCUGUACAGCACUCCGUGUGCAUGCUGUUUUAUCAAAUGAUGAAGGUUGCAUUUUCUUUUUUAAUUGUAUUCAUGGAUAUAAAACUAAUUAAAAAGACCAUAUAACAUGAGGAAGCCUUUAUUUCUUUGCAUUUGUAAGUAUUCAGGGCUCCAUCUUACUGUGGUGUUUCUUUCUGUACUUCAGAAGGCAAAGGCGGGUGUUCUCUAACAUACAGCAAGUUGGGAAAUUGGUUUAGGGAAUUUUCUGUACCAGGCUGUGGUGUGACAGUGUUUUGUCCACUAUGGCCAAUGAAAACCUUGGAGAAGACAAGUCCUGGGUAGCAGGUGAUUUUUCCUGCCCGUGUUUUGUACCAGGUGUUGUCGUAUUGUAAUCCUUUUUGGGAAAGGCAAAAUUACAUUGCUGGCCCAGCGUAAGGUCAUUAAGUUGCACAUGGCAAUUAGCCCCGUUAAGUUUGUUGUAAAAUACAUUUUCUUCACAAACCUAUUUUCUUUUUAUUGUUUUAGUGUAUUCCAUAUGGAAAGGGACUCCUAUUUACAUGGUGUGCCUCAUCUGUUUUUUGUUUUCCUUUGUUAGAGUGUUUAAAGAAUACUCAUUAAUUCCUCCUGGUUUGCUUCUCCCCUUCCCCCUGCUCAGGAAGACAAAUGUGGGCAGUACUUCUAAGAGCUUUCCCUUAGUCAACUGUUCUUGGGAUGUUGUCCCACCAAUGCCAGCAACAGCAUUUAUUCUUUUCUUCAGUGACCAGAGAUCAUUGAAGCAAAGUCCCAGCUGCCCUAUUUUCCCAUUAUUUGAAGAUAUGGUAUGUUCAGAUCCUAAUCAAAACUCUCUUUUUUCAGAGUAUUUGUUAGUCCCAGACUGAAUAGGUACUAAGUGCUUUUUUCCAUUGUUUGCUUUACAAAUUCCUCUGUGUGGACUCAUUGUUAAUUUCACUAGGUCUUAGAGAGUCUUCCAGGUUAGAGGAGAUAACUCUAUUUGUCAUAAAAACAGGAAGGAAAAAAAUUCUUCAGGGAGAGAAGAAACACCAUAUGGCAUUUGCACCUGGUCAGGUUUCUUCCAAGGCUAACUAUGGAUGUUAGGAAAAAAAAAAUACAUUGGCUGACAUCAGCAUCUACGUAACUUACUGUUCCAUAUCCGUGUUUCACAUCUGACUUGCUUCCAUUAAAGUUUGUUGUUUUUUAUGUUUGUGCUUUGUUAUUCAGUUGCCACUUUUACAGGUAGUGUUGUUUUUUGGUUUUGCUUUUAAUUUAUAAAUGAAAACAUACCAUAACAAUGUCAAGUAAAUAAACCAUGGGGGGAAACAAAACAGAAAAACAAUUGAAGUCACUGAAGGGAUGAUUCUUUCUCUUCCUUUCUUUCUCUGUGUGUUCAAGCCAAUGCCUGUGGUCAGGGAGGCCUUGGAAGAGCCAGCUCACCAUCCUAGGGUCAGGGCCAUGCUGCGGUGGCAAAUGGCUUUUGAUGCAACUUUGCUUUGGUGGCCGGACUUCAACCUGGCCUGGUGCAGAUGUAGGUAUGCCCACACGAUUGUCAAAGGUGUUUGAAAAUCACGUUGAAUCUUUGGAAAGGAAAAAGUUCCUUGUGUCCAUUUCUAUAAUGAUGUACAAAAAAAAAAAAAAAAAAAAGCUUGGUGGCCAUUAGGAAAUAAUCUUAGCACAGUGGGAGAGUCUGUGUAAUUGAAUCAAGUAACAAUUCCUUACCCUACACUACAACGUUUCUUAGUCCAGUUGUGCCAUUCCUUGGCUUCUCAAGGUUUCACUGUAGGCAAUGGGUUUAUCUUUGAUGGAAGUGAUGGUGGGAGCAGGAAGCUUGCACGUGCUAGGGGCAAACAGCCGAAGAUCUCGCUUGGUGCAUGACCACAUGCUUAUGUACCUGGAUAUAUGUUUUACUUGGUCAAAUUAAUUAAACUGUAUGGUCUUUACUAAAGACCCAGCUUGCUCAAUGUGGGUAUUCUAUAUAUGUAUAUAUAUUUUAUAUUACAAAAUCUCUCCCUGUCCCAUUCCCAGAGAGAAACACAGCCCCCUAAUCACGUUUCUCCCCUCAAAGACAAUAUUUGGAACUGCCUGGUAUAAUCGAUGUAAUCCUUCUCUCUCUGUACACAGGUGUGCACAUAUACACACACAGACACACACCCUCUGCCCCUAGCUCAUUCCUUCACUCACUUCUGGUCACUUCAUGUCUCUGGCCCUCGGAUAUUUAUGGCUCGACGCCUUUCCCUCUUGAGAUUUUUCUGCUGCUUUGCACUCCUCCUGGACUUCCAAAGCCUGCAUGGUUACUGUUAAGGAAAAACGCACAGCAAAUACAUCAAAGAGGAAGACCAAAAGCUUUUGAUUUGAUUUAUCUGACGCUAAGCCUUUAGUGUGAUGCAUCAAUUGAUAUUUCAUUUUUAUUACAGUACAAUUGGGUAUACAGACUUAACAGCGAGAGGUGUCCUUUUGAUCUCUCACAGCACAUGAAAACAGGUGUCAUAGUCCAGAGAUUAUGUAGGUCAGAGAUUAUUUGAGGAAGGAUUAAGUAGAGUUACCAUUUUUCUUAGCAACCAUAUCCAAAAGCAUGAGAUUCUUUUUAAAAUGUGGGCCUUAAUUCAGCUUGUAGAUAAGUCAUAUUUAAUUGUCACAUACCCUUUCCCUGCUGAAACUCUGGAAGAAGGACAGAAUUUUUCAAGUGCUUUGCAUUAAAAAAUGCAGAAACAAACCAAACUCUGUACUUAUAAAUACAGUCAAUAAAAUAACUUCUGA
Cygnus atratus (black swan) is the source of this 8383-nucleotide messenger RNA. It is a transcript of the gene STK3, whose product is annotated as serine/threonine kinase 3. Lineage: Eukaryota; Metazoa; Chordata; Aves; Anseriformes; Anatidae. Gene Ontology annotation, molecular function: protein serine/threonine kinase activity; ATP binding. The transcript is spliced from 11 exons. Gene Ontology annotation, biological process: intracellular signal transduction; regulation of MAPK cascade; protein phosphorylation. The record is from RefSeq and is a predicted model, not a curated record. Bases 134 to 1606 code for a protein of 490 amino acids. Gene Ontology annotation, cellular component: cytoplasm.